Molecule: messenger RNA, 1995 nt
Organism: Mucor velutinosus
Lineage: Eukaryota; Fungi; Mucoromycota; Mucoromycetes; Mucorales; Mucoraceae
Product: putative lipase atg15
Exons: 4
Coding region: 1-1995 (664 amino acids)
Source: RefSeq, a predicted model, not a curated record
AUGAUGGAUACAUCUUCACCUUCAAGAACAAAACCUAUUAAGCCUCUUGUCAAUGAUUUCGACUUGGAUGUGGUUGAUGAGGUAUUGUUACAUCCGGAAAAGCCGGAAUAUGUGGACCAUUUUGGCUUCACUGUGCAAGUGAAGUCUGAUCAUGAAUCGGAUACAAGCGAUUCUGAAGAGGAUGAAUUCCAAGAUGCAGCCAGUACAAAGAAAAGCAGCAGCAACACUUCGACACUGUCCGUCUCCUCGCCGCCAAACGAGCAUCAUCACCACCUGGAUGCGAUACCCAGUGUUACACAGCAACAUGUCAAUGAGACGACCCGCAACAGUAGUAUUACCACAGAUAGCACAGAUAAUGCUGAUACCCUGUCAACAGACUUGACUCUACACAGUAACAACAACAACAACAACAACAACAACAACAACAACAACAACAACACAGAGGAUUGGCAGAUGAUUUCUAGCAUAGAAAAGUUGGGUUCACACACGACAACAGCAUCAACACCUGACAAUGACAACAGGCCAACACAUAGUCCAACGCCCAGUACAACCAGUUAUUACGACUUACUAUUGUCAAAAUUCUCGAGAUCUGGACAUCACAAUUCCUCAAAGCAGGUGCAACUGCAAGAGGAAACAUCGCACAACUUGGAGCAGCUCAAAGAGCAAUCAUCGAGGGGAGACACCGACUGGGAGUUUUGGUCGUCCGUCAUUUCUGAUUUUGAGCGUGUCAACCGAACACAGCAUAGCAAAUUUCGAUCGCUGAUCAGUAUAGGCAUUCCAUCACAACUACGAGGCAAACUAUGGCGUAUCUUUUCCAAUUCUGAAACGGAUAGCGAUUUGGUUGAAAACGAAUAUCGUGAAUUACUUGAUCAGACAAGUCCGCAUGAAAAAUUGAUCCGCAGAGAUCUACCUCGUACCUUUCCUACACUGCCGUAUUUCAAAGACAAGGAUGGAGAGGGGCAAGAAAUGCUCUUCAAUGUCAUCAAGGCAUACAGCUUAUUUGAUGAGCAUGUGGGUUAUUGCCAGGGCCUUCAUUUUGUGGUGGGCGUGUUGCUAUUGCAUAUGCCUGACGAGGCAGCAUUUUGUGUCUUGCUCAAGCUGAUGGGACACUAUGAAUUGAGGGGCCAUUUUACACCGCAGAUGGAGAAAUUGCAUGAGCACAUGUAUCAAUUUGACCAACUAUUACUACAACAUCUGCCACAAGUACAUCGCCAUUUAGAUGCGCAAGGUGUGGUGCCUAACAUGUACGCCUCACAAUGGUUCAUGACGUUAUUUGCCUAUCGAUGCCCCUUAGAGCUUGUUUACCGUGUAUUUGAUCUAUUGUUUGUGGAGGGGUCAAACAUCAUUUUAAACUUUGCAUUGGCUCUGAUGAAGAAGAACCAGCAAGUGAUUCUUAGCCUCGAGUUUGAAUCACUGCUAGAGUUCUUUUCUGGGAGCAUAUUUGAUGCAUACAAGGACGACACUUAUGACUUUGUGCAGGACGCCUACAGCUUUGAUAUCCCAUCAAGGCAGUUGGCAAAACUAUCAAAGCAGUAUCAAGCUGAAGCUGCCAAAGAAGCCAAGAUGCAGUCCAUAGAAGAUGGCAUACGACGAGAGAACAUUGAGCUCCAAGAGCAAAUAAAAAAACUAAAGCUGUCCUACAAGACAUUAGAAAAAGAGCAUCAAGAUAUUGCACAGCAAGUCAUUAGCUCCAAAAUGUCAAUGGCCAGUCUGGAUGCAGAGAAUCAGCAAUUAAAGCACGAAUUAGCAGUGAUGAAGGCUGAAAUGGUAAAGAUCAAAAAUUGCAUGGACGAUGAACGGCAGAGGCAAUUCGAUGAAUUGGCGCAACACAAUGCUCACCUGGUGGAUACAAACUCGCAGUUGGAGGACAGACUGUCUGAAUUGGAGACCGUUUUGAUUGACAUGAAGCUAAAGUAUGCCGAAAGUGAAAAUGAUUACGAAUUGAUGAAGCAGAAAUUGCAUGAAGCUCAGAAAUUAAGCAACAUGCAUCAUUGA